Molecule: messenger RNA, 2122 nt
Organism: Zingiber officinale
Lineage: Eukaryota; Viridiplantae; Streptophyta; Magnoliopsida; Zingiberales; Zingiberaceae
Product: ABC transporter G family member 10-like
Exons: 1
Coding region: 196-1977 (593 amino acids)
Cellular component (GO): membrane
Molecular function (GO): ATP binding; ABC-type transporter activity; ATP hydrolysis activity
Source: RefSeq, a predicted model, not a curated record
UUGGCGAAUGGCAAAACUUGCAAGAAAAUUCAUUUCAGAGUUUCAGAACAAGAAACUAUGAGAUUGGAGGCAGAAUCAAGAAACGAGCUGAUGUUUAAAGCGCCGGGUUGCGCAUCGUCAAGUGAGCAACAGCUUGCGGCAGUGUGAUUGAGUUUGGGUUUCCUCUGUUUCAUCUCUUCUUUGUGUUCUUCUUCGAUGGAGCAGCCAAGUGGCCGGAGUACUCGCCGGUACCGGAUAGAAACCAAGUCGUUAUCCUACGACGUGCCGGCGCAGAGUCUUCUCCUGCCUCAUUGCUACACCGGAACAGGCAGGUCGGUUCUGAAGAAUGUGAGCUGCGAGGCGCUUCCUGGCGAGCUCAUGGCGGUGGUCGGCCCGAGCGGAGCCGGAAAGACCACCCUCUUGUCUGUGCUCGCCGGCGUGAUACAACCCAGUAAGGUCAGCGGCGAGAUACUUGUCAACGGCCGGCCCAUGGACGUGUCCCGAUUCAGGCGGGUGUCGGGGUUCGUGACGCAGGACGACGCGCUGUUCCCUCUCUUGACGGUGGAGGAGUCGCUCGCGUACAGCGCCAGGCUAAGGCUACGCGCCACCGCCAACACCACCGCCGCUGUCCGGGUUAGAGAGCUGCUCAAGGACCUGGGCCUCGCCCACGUGGCCAGUUCCAGAGUCGGUGGCGGCGGCACUCGAGGCAUUUCUGGAGGCGAGCGUCGCCGAGUCUCGAUUGGCGUCGAGCUGGUGCACGACCCGGCAGUGCUCCUGCUCGACGAGCCCACCUCCGGGCUCGAUUCCGCCUCCGCCCUCCACAUCAUCAAGCUGCUCAAGUCCAUGGUGCUCGUCCAAGACAAGACUGUUAUUCUCACCAUCCACCAGCCGGGAUUCCGCAUCCUGGAGAUCUUCGACCAGGUGGUGCUCAUCUCCGGCGGCGUCGUUUGCCAUCAGGGCCCUAUCGUACUCCUGGAGAGCCGACUCAAGGAAGCGGGCUGCUGCGUCCCUCCGCACGUCAAUGUUCUCGAGUUCGCCAUGGACUCGAGCGACGCCAUGGCAAGCCUCGAGGACUCACAACCCCCCACCCCCCACGCAGACCAACAGCUCGUCAAAAUCCCCAACGCUGCACCCAAAGAAGACAACAAAGUCCUCUACGCCAAUUCCCGGCACAAGGAGGUCCUCAUCCUCACCGGCCGGUUCUUCAAGAACGCUUCCAGAAGCCGGGAGCUCUUCACCGCCAAAAUGAUCCAGUCCCUCGCCGCUGGCGUCGGGCUGGGCACCAUCUUCAUGAACGUGAGCGACAUGCAAGCCCGUGUUGGCUUCUUCGCCUUCAGUCUCACCUUCCUCCUCUCCUCCACCACCGAAGGCCUCCCCAUCUUCCUCCGCGAGAGGGCCAUUCUGCAGAGGGAGACGUCGAGGGGCGCCUACCGCGUCUCCUCCUACGUCAUCGCCAACGCGCUGGUGUUCAUGCCCUUCCUCUUCGCGGCCGCCGUGCUAUACGCGACGCCGGUCUACUGGCUGGUGGGGCUGCGCAGCGAGAUGGAGGAGUUCCUCUACUUCACCCUCGUGGUGUACCUGGUGAUGCUGAUGGCGAACUCCUUCGUGGCCUGCUUCAGCGCGUUGGUGCCCAGCUUCCUCAUGGGCAACUCAGUCAUCUCCGGCUUGAUGGGAUCCUUCUUCCUCUUCUCCGGCUACUUCAUUGCCAAGGACAACAUCCCCACCUACUGGCUCUUCAUGCACUACCUGAGCUUGUUCAAGUAUCCGUUCGAAGCGUUUGUGGUAAACGAGUACGGAGGGAGAAAGGGGAGGGGAGAGUGCUUGGAUUGGGAGAUAAAAAAUGGGUGUGUUCUCAACGGGGGGAUGUUCUUGAGGCAGCAGGGGGUGGAGGAGUCUCAGAGGUGGAGUCACGUAUGGGUAAUGCUUGGCUUCGUAGUUGGCUACAGGGUGCUCUGCUUUCUCAUUCUCUGCUUUAGAUGCCACAGGAUGAGGAGGUAGAGUCCCUCUAGAGCUAGAGGAAGAGUCCCGUUCCCAGUAUUUUUUUUUUCCCUGUUCUUUGUUUAUUAUCUUCCUAAGAUUUAUUUUCUUAUUGUUGCACUGCAAUUUAUAUAAGAAACCAUCAAUGAUCCUCAUUAUAAUUUUA